Molecule: messenger RNA, 3349 nt
Organism: Setaria italica (foxtail millet)
Lineage: Eukaryota; Viridiplantae; Streptophyta; Magnoliopsida; Poales; Poaceae
Product: putative receptor protein kinase ZmPK1
Exons: 2
Coding region: 419-2824 (801 amino acids)
Biological process (GO): recognition of pollen; protein phosphorylation
Molecular function (GO): ATP binding; protein serine/threonine kinase activity
Source: RefSeq, a predicted model, not a curated record
CCUGAGAAAGGACAUGCAGCUUGUCACCAACAAACUUCUGUUGGCAAUUCGAAGGGCUGGCAUCUAGCUUAUAACUCAAUAAUAUCAAAGUUAUGUGGAAAAAAGAAACAAUUGAAGGGCCACGAUGUUUCAUGAAGCAAAACGCGCCGAAAUCAUGCGUUGAAUUUCCUAUAUUAAAAGCAAAAGGAAACAGAUUUAUUUGCUUUCAUACCUCAGGUCAAUCCAGCUGUCUUGAACCUUAAAAAAUUCAGGAAUCGCAUCACAUUCAUCUCUGUCUUCUCUAUCUAAGCCGCCAUAAGUGACACAGUGAGAUAAUACGUUUGUUCAUGGCUUAGGCGUAGAAGCUGCAGCGUCCGUUAAAGUUUGACUUCCCAAAAGCGCCUUCCCAGCAAGUGGAUGCUAAAACAAGAGCACAUAAAUGGAAGCACCAUACCAUGCCCUCAAGAGUCAAGACCUAAACAUGGCCAGGUUCCUCUCUCUAAUCGUUCUUCCAUUGCUCACCAUUCUCCCAUCCUCAGAUGCUUCACCCAAGCUAAUGCUAGGCACUGGCUCAUCCCUAUUGGUAGAAGACUACAAACAAACUUUCCUUACCUCACCAAAUUCCGAUUUCUCCUGUGGCUUCUAUGAAGUAGGAGGGAAUGCUUUCUCCUUCUCUAUCUGGUUCACAAACACCAUGGAAAAGACUGUCGUGUGGUCUGCAAACCCCAAGUCCCCUGUGAACGGCCAUGGCUCCAUGGUUUUGUUGAACCAUGGUGGCAAUUUGGUCCUCACUGAUGUUAAUGGCACCGUGACAUGGGACAGCAAGACGGGCUCUGGGAAGGGCACGACAGUAGCCCUACUUGAUACUGGCAACCUUAUCAUCAAAGGUUCCAAUGGUGCAGUUUUAUGGGAAAGCUUCUCUUCACCAACUGACACACUGCUGCCUUUUCAGCCCCUCACCAAAGCAACAAGGUUAGUAUCUGGUUACUACAGCCUCUACUUUGACAACGACAAUGUGCUGCGCCUCAUGUAUGAUGGACCAGAUAUAUCAAGCAUCUAUUGGCCAAGUGCAGACUACAGUGUGUUCCAAAGUGGGCGGACAAAUUACAAUAGCUCCAGGAUUGCAGUCCUCGACGCUGAAGGGUAUUUCCUCUCAAGUGAUGGGCUGAACGUAAAGUCAUCUGAUUGGGGUACUAAAAUCAAGAGAAGGCUAAAGAUUGAUUAUGAUGGAAACCUCAGAAUGUACAGUUUGAAUGCAUCUAAUGGGAAUUGGAUAAUUUCAUGGGAGGCCAUAGCAAAAAUGUGUGAUGUGCAUGGGUUAUGUGGACAAAAUGGGAUAUGCCAGUCUUUGCCAAGCUUCCAGUGCUCAUGUCCGCCAGGUCAUGAGAUGAUUGAUCCACAGAUUUGGAACAAAGGCUGUCAGCCACAAUUCAGGAAAACCUGCAACAACACAGAAGAGUUUGAGUUCAUCAAGAUCCCCCAAACUGACUUCUAUGGCUUUGAUCUGAGCUACAACCAGUCUAUCUCACUUGAAGAAUGCAAGAGGGUUUGUUUGGAUGCCUGCUCCUGCUCCGCUUUCACGUACAAGGCAGGACCUGGACUUUGCUACACAAAAGCGGUACUCUUCAAUGGCUACAGCUACCCAAGCUUUCCUGGUGAUAACUAUAUAAAAUUACCCAAGAAUUUGGGCAUAUCAACAUCCUUAGUCUCCAGAAAGUCUCAUCAAACAUGCAACCGGGAUAUUCCAGAGAUUGUAGAAGGAUCUGCAAGUAUGUAUGGAAUGAACAGUGUCGAUAAAAAUUGGACAACUUAUUAUGUGUUUGCAGCAAUACUGGGAGCCCUAGUACUGCUCUUUACUGGUACAAGCUGGUGGUUUCUUUCCAGCAAGCAAAACAUACCAAAGUCAAUGGAGGCAGGCUACAGGAUGGUAACAAGCCAGUUCAGGAUAUUCACACACCGCGACUUAAGGGAAGCAACUGGAAAAUUCAAAGAAGAGAUUGGAAGAGGGAGCUCUGGAAUUGUUUACAGAGGAGUGCUUGAAGAUAAGCGAGUAGUGGCAGUGAAGAAGCUAACAAAUUUCACACACAGUGAGGAGGAAUUGUGGGCAGAAAUGAGUAUAAUUGGAAGGAUUAACCACAUGAAUUUAGUAAGAAUGUGGGGUUUUUGCUCUGAGGGUCAACACAAACUACUGGUUUAUGAGUAUGUGGAGAAUGAAUCACUGGACAGGUAUCUAUUUGGCAAUGUAAGUAGUGAGAGACUAAUUGCAUGGAGCCAGCGAUUCAAAAUAGCAUUGGGAACAGCAAGAGGCUUGGCCUACCUGCAUCAUGAGUGCCUUGAGUGGGUGAUCCAUUGUGAUGUAAAGCCAGAGAACAUACUCCUGAAUCGAGACUUUGAAGCUAAGAUUGCGGACUUCGGACUAGCCAAACUCUCGAAGAGAGACAGUUCUAGUUUCAAACUCACCCAUAUGAGAGGAACCAUGGGGUACAUGGCACCAGAGUGGGCGUUGAACUUGCCGAUCAAUGCAAAAGUUGAUGUCUAUAGCUAUGGUGUUGUCCUUCUUGAGAUUGUUACAGGAAGUAGGAUCUCAAGUGGAAUAACAGUGGAUGGGAGGGAGAUCGAGCUUGGACAGUUUGUGCAGGUCUUGAAACAAUUUGUGGAGAGUGAAGAUGUCAAGGAUAUAGUUGAUCAUAGACUGCAAGGUCAUUUUAAUCCAGAGCAAGCAAUGAUAAUGUUGAAAAUUGCUGUAGCUUGUCUUGAAGAAAGGAACAGCAGGCCUACAAUGAAUGAUAUUGUAGUAUCUCUUUUGGCAUGUGCUGAACAAGACGAUCACCCUGCCUACUCAUGACAGUACUUGACUGCCACUAUGCCAGCAGUUGCAGAGGAGUAAACCAAGAGAAACAUCGAGCGUAACCGUCCAUGUCCUCAGGGUGUUCGGCAGAAUUCCCCAAAGACACUAGUCACUAACAGCGGCCGAGGCAGAUGGGAGAUAGGCCUCACCUGAGCCACAGCCCACAGGCACACCGAAGUAGCGCCGGGCGGAGAGUCCGAAGGCGGCCGGAGCCUGGCGGCUACAGCGGCGUGGUGGAGCCUGCGGCGCGGAAAAGGAAUUACGAAGAGCUCCAAAAACGGCUGGCCCUGGCCGCGCGGCACGCGUGGGUGUCGGUGGGUCCGUGGGUCCGUGGGUCAGUGGGUGGGACUGGGAGCUUUUUUUUCGAGAGAAUUUCUUAUUUGAUACUAGAAUUUUCUACGUGGCACUGGGAAUUUUUUCAUUCAAAAGGUAUAACUUUUAUGUCUCAUUUGACACUUCCGUCCAUUUUGCUUACUUACGGUGUUAACUGAUACUUGAAAAGUUAAUUUUGCCCCUAACACG